AUGGAUAAGCCUAUAGUGGUUAACCUUCCUAACUCUGUUAAGCACCCUGAGGUGGACUUUGUUAGGAGAGAUGAUCUAAUAGAGAAUAAAGAACUGUUGAGGUAUAGUAGGGAGAUCUUGGGAAGCUUUAAUCAAAUGGCAUUAGAAACCUCUAAAAAUAUUAAGCCCUAUGAAAAGGAAAGAGAGAAUUUUGCAAUUAAAGCAAACCCUGAAGAGUAUGAGGAGGAUCUUAAAGAGUUCAUUAAAAAGGAUACAGCUGCUAUUCGUAUUGUUGAUGGUACCUUUGUGGUUGAUGACUGUGUUGGAGGUGUACGUGUACAAACAGAGACCAACUCCUGUCAGGUUCUUGAAGAAAGGAUUAGGCCUGCUUUGACUGUUAACAAGAGGGAUUUGCGCUACUUUGAGCUCCAGUUUGAUGGAGAAGGAUCUUAUCAAACAUUUCCGAGAAUAAUUGAAAAUGCUAAUCUCAUCGGGGCCACUUAUGAAGAUUCUCUUCUUGGUGAUGAUCCAGUCUACCAUGGGAAGGGAACAACUGCCUCCUUUGUUAGAUUGCACAGUUGGGCAUUUACACCGACCCAUUUUGCUAGAAUGUAUACCUUAAAGUUUGGAGUUGAUAAGGCAGAAAUGGGGGAUAAGCUUGGGCCAACGUUGCAUAGGCUAGGUACCACUAUGAAGCUUGAUGAGAAGGACGUGAUAGGCAAGGCUCAGAAACAUUGUGUUGAGAACUUGUUUGAGGGUCCUUUUGAUGGUAUACAUACCAAUGUUAGCAGCAACGGUAAUCAUGAGGGUUCUCUAAUAGUGUAUGUUUCAAAAAUGAUUUCUGCUUUUGAAAGGCCAGGAUCAUAA
Messenger RNA from Durio zibethinus, 846 nucleotides. The record is from RefSeq and is a predicted model, not a curated record. Lineage: Eukaryota; Viridiplantae; Streptophyta; Magnoliopsida; Malvales; Malvaceae.